UCUGGUGUUCUGAUUUCUCCACUAUGCAGGGUCUCUCAUUCACGUUCAGCGCUGCCACACUCUUCUUGGUCCUCUGUCUGCAGCUGGGGAUCAUUGAAAGCCAGGAUGAUGAAAAUGUCAGAAAGCCACUUUUGAUGGAACUAGAUGUUCCACGAACAGCACAGCAAAAUGAGCAGAUCACUGUGCAACUUACAGUUGAAACACAAUAUAGAGAAUGUAUGGUGGUCAAAGCUUACCUUGUAAGUAAUGAACCAAUGGAAGGUGCCUUCAACUAUGUACAAACCCGCUGUCUCUGUAAUGAUCAUCCUAUUAAAUUUUUCUGGGAUAUGGAAAUCAAAAAAACUGUAACAUUUGCAACAGUGAUUGAUAUUGUUCAAGAAAAGAAUAUCUGUCCUAAUGAUAUGGCAGUGGUGCCCAUCACAGGAAACCGGUACUAUGCUUAUAAUAUUGUGCGAAUGACUUAACAAGAGGCUUCUUAUGUGUCUUUCAAAACCAUUAUCAUAUUCUCCAAGUACAAUUGACUGGAAUAUCCAUUGUAGUCUGUCAAAUAAACUUCUUACAAGCAU
This is a messenger RNA of Mus caroli (Ryukyu mouse), 566 nucleotides long. Its product is annotated as prolactin-inducible protein homolog. Gene Ontology annotation, molecular function: aspartic-type endopeptidase activity. Lineage: Eukaryota; Metazoa; Chordata; Mammalia; Rodentia; Muridae. The record is from RefSeq and is a predicted model, not a curated record. Gene Ontology annotation, cellular component: extracellular region. Gene Ontology annotation, biological process: proteolysis; regulation of immune system process.